Prosopis cineraria is the source of this 1494-nucleotide messenger RNA. Its product is annotated as rhodanese-like domain-containing protein 4A, chloroplastic. NCBI's taxonomy places the organism in Eukaryota, Viridiplantae, Streptophyta, Magnoliopsida, Fabales, Fabaceae. The transcript has 5 exons. The record is from RefSeq and is a predicted model, not a curated record. Bases 56 to 1102 code for a protein of 348 amino acids.
GAAAGAGUGAUUUCUUUAUCCUUUCUCUGUCGCUCUCUUCAUUUCUCACAUCUUCAUGGAUUCGCUUUCUAUACUUCUCCCUUCUUUUCCACUCUCCAAAAAGCACUCCAAAACCCAGAAAAAUCCGUCUGAAUUCAAACCCUUCAAUCUUCUCUCAAACCCCAAACCACCUGAUACUUCAUUCCAACGUUCAUAUCCCACUAAGAACAUUCCUAUUUCGCUCCAAACCCAUUCUCAGAGUUCUCUUCAAAAUUUAGCCAACUGCUUCUCUUUCGCUUUAAUUGACCUCUUAGCUACUUUUCCGUGCCUUGCCUCUGAAUCUGUGGCCGAGCCAGCAUUGGGAAAAAUCAGCCUGGAAUCGAUUGUAGUUUCGAUUGAUAACUUUUUCAACAGAUACCCUUUUUUCGUUGCUGGGUGUACUUUCAUUUGGCUCGUUGUUAUACCUCUGACUCAAGAGUAUUUCAGAAAAUACAAGUUCAUAUCUGCCAUAGAUGCAUACCGGAAGCUCCGAGAUGACCCUAAUUCUCAGCUCUUGGACAUAAGAGAUGGAAAGAAUUUGAAGUUCCUGAGAUCUCCCAAUUUGAAAAUUUUGAAUAAGGAAGUAGUGCAGGUUGAGUUUUCAGAAGGAGACGAAGAGGGGUUUAUCAAGAAGGUAUUGGAAAGCUUCAACGAUGCGCCAAAUACAGUCCUUUGUAUUCUGGAGAAUUUUGAUGGUAAAUCCAUGCGAGUAGCUGAGUUGCUAUUUAAGAAUGGUUUCAAGGAGGCCUAUGCAAUUAGAGGUGGAGUUAGAGGCGAGCAAGGGUGGAUGGAAAUACAGGAUAACCUUUUACCUCCUUCUGUGCAUAUUUACCCAAGGAAAAAGAAAAAUGCUUCAGAACAACUUGGUGCCAAUGGGGCCAUUCAGCAAAAUAAAGAUAACGGCAACACUAUAUUGCCAGAUGUCCCCAAAUCUGUAGAUCAAAAGUUGGACAGUGGACGGGUGAGAAAGUCAGCAGAAUCCUUUCCAGAUGUUAAAAUUGAUUCUAAAGCUUCCUCCUCUCCCUACCCGAAUUACCCAGAUAUGAAGCCACCAUCCUCCCCAACGCCAUCAAAGCCGCAAUAGCAACAUUGUUGGGUCCCCCAGAAAUGAAGCCAUCAGCUACCUGAUUCUUUCAUCCAUCAGAGCUUCAACAGUGAUCUGGUUAACUAUGACAUUCUCAACUGGCAUCUUUAGGCAGAAAUGAGUUUUAUAAGCAGAAAUCGAGUAGUUGAAUUUCUUAUCUCCACAAUUGUAUUUUCUUUGUAUGCUUGUUGAAUUUCAGAGAUAGUGAAAACUAUGUUCUCAGUUAUGAUUGAGCUUAGGGAAUUAGUUGUCUUUUUUUUGUUCCCCGACAGCAAUCAAAAUUCUUUGUAUCUUAAUGAAUGUACUGCAUGAGAUCCUUUGUCCUCACACUGUACCCACAGAAUCAAUCGGACUCUCAUUUGUGAUUGUUAUUCUAUGAAGCUGUUUAAUAA